AUGUUGACAUCCUGGCAGCUCUUCAAUUCAUUCUUGUGCUCCAGCCCAGAACAGUUUCAAUAAUGCCAUUUAGCAUAAGCCUUGAAGGUGAGCAACUACCUCUGUGACUCACAUCUAGAGGACCAAGAACGACUGGACAAAGAACUGGCUGAAAAGCUCAGAUUGACUGGAUAUUUAAAGACACACCUAUGAGCUCAGAAAGCAAGGAAGCUGACAGAGUCCUGAAGUCUUGUAUCUUACUGGGAAGUCAGUGAAGAAACUUUGAAGUGAUGACCCCCUCGGACAAAGACACCAAUGGACUAGACAAUCCCGUUUUUAUAACUGAUGAUGAGGGGCAUUACUGUAACUUCACUAAAGCUGGUGCCACAGUUGCAGACUCUGAAGAGAGGCAGAAAGGCAAAGACUGUAACAGACUUGCUUACACUGUCACAGAUAUCCCGCCGUGGUACCUCUGUAUCUUCUUGGGAAUUCAGCACUACCUCACUGCACUUGGGGGUCUUGUUGCUAUCCCUCUCAUCCUCUCCAAAUCGCUUUGCUUGGAGCAUGAUAGCUUGACACAGAGUCAUCUGAUCAGCACCAUCUUCUUCGUCUCAGGGAUAUGUACCCUUCUUCAAGUCAUCUUUGGAGUCAGGCUCCCUAUUCUGCAAGGAGGGACUUUUGCCUUCUUAACUCCUUCACUGGCCAUGCUCUCUCUCCCCUACUGGAAGUGCCCUCAAUGGACUCAAAAUGCCAGUUUGGUGGAUGCUGCUUCUCCAGAGUUUGUUGAUGUCUGGCAGACACGAAUACGAGAGUUGCAGGGAGCGAUCAUGGUAGCUGCCUGCUUCCAAAUCUUUGUUGGUUUUUCUGGUCUCAUUGGAUUUCUGAUGCGGUUCAUUGGCCCUUUGACAAUUGCUCCAACUAUAUCCUUGGUGGCGCUGCCUCUCUUUGGAUCUGCAGGGGAUGAUGCAGGAGAACACUGGGGCAUAGCAGCCAUAACCAUUUUCCUCAUAGUUCUAUUCUCUCAGUACCUGAAAAAUGUGCCUGUUCCAGUGCCAUCUUACAAGAAAAGCAAGAGAUGCCAUUUCUCCAAGAUCUACCUCUUCCAGAUCUUCCCAGUGCUGUUUGGCCUUACAAUUUCUUGGCUUCUCUGUUUUGUACUUACCGUCACCAAUGUCUUCCCUUCGGACAAAAAUGCUCAUGGCUAUAAAGCUCGGACUGACAGCAAAGGUGAUGUUCUGUCCAAGGCACCGUGGUUUCGGUUUCCUUACCCAGGUCAAUGGGGAGUUCCAACUAUUAGCUUGGCCGGGAUAUUUGGCAUCAUAGCUGGAGUGAUCUCCUCCAUGGUGGAGUCAGUAGGAGAUUACUAUGCUUGUGCUCGUUUAUCUGGUGCUCCACCCCCUCCCAAGCAUGCUAUCAACCGUGGAAUUGGAAUGGAGGGGAUUGGCUGCCUUCUGGCUGGGGCCUGGGGAACAGGGAAUGGCACUACUUCUUACAGUGAAAAUGUGGGUGCUUUGGGCAUCACCCGGGUAGGGAGUAGAAUGGUCAUUGUGGCUGGUGCCUGUGUUAUGCUUUUGACUGGCAUGUUCGGCAAGGUUGGAGCUAUGUUUGCCAGCAUUCCAACUCCCAUCAUUGGAGGAAUGUUCUUUGUGAUGUUUGGCAUCAUCACUGCUGUGGGGGUUUCUAAUUUACAGUAUACAGAUAUGAACUCUUCAAGAAACCUGUUCAUCUUUGGAUUUUCUAUAUUCUCGGGUCUGACUGUUCCUUUCUGGGUACAGCGUAAUUCAGAAGCAGUUAAAACAGGAAUUGAACAGCUGGACCAAGUGAUCAGUGUGCUGCUAACUACAGGCAUGUUUGUUGGGGGAUUCCUGGGCUUUCUUCUCGAUAACACUAUACCAGGGAGCAAGGAAGAACGGGGACUCCUGGCAUGGAAAGAGGGUUAUAAGGAGGAGUCUGAUGAUACUGCAAACACCACGGACAUCUAUGAUCUACCCUUUGGAAUAGGCUCUAAGUUCUGUGUUGCUAACUGGUUUCAGUACCUCCCAAUGUGCCCCAAGCGCCCAGCUAGAAACAAUGCACAGGAACACAAUAAUCAUGUACAGGAGAACAACAGCAAUAUUAAUUCAGAAAGGGACGCAGAAAUGAAUGUUGACACCAGAAUCUAAGACCACACCAGUAGACAAAUUGGUUUGCUAAGCCAUUGAAAUAACAUCAUUUUUGCUCUUUCAUGCCACUGGCUGAAGCAAGAAAGACUAAGUUCCUGCAAGCCGCUCCAUAAUUUGCCAUUUGUUCAGCGCGAUCUUGUGUGUCAAUUUCUCUGCUGCAAGAAUACAGUACCAUUUUGAGGAAUAACCUUGACUAGGGAUUAGGGACCCCAGCAGGUCCAAGGUGGAGAGCUUGUUUUCCUUCCUACCCCGGGAACCUGUUGCCCUGAAAAUCCAGUGUGUGGUUUUUGAGUUCCUGAGUAACUGGACAAGCUAGUGCCAAGGAGCAAGGUUACUGACUUAGGCCUCAUUAAAACCAGACUCAAGAUUUUGUCUCUGCUAGAAUGAUCCUAUGCAGUUGGCUGAACUACUUUACCUGUGUCUCAAUAUUUUGUUGCUCCCAUACCUUUUAGUCUUCAGAUUUGUUAAACAGUAAAGCAAGGAUGAGGAACCUGUGGCACUCCAAAUGUUGUUGGACUCUAUCAGCCCCAGUCAGGAUGGCUAAUGGUCAAGACUGAUGGGAGAUGUAGUUCAACAACAUAUGGAAGGCCACAGGUUCCCCAUCUCUGCUGUAAGUCUCUGGAGGACAUACUAUACCUUUUAAUAUAUGUUAUUUAUGUUAUCUGCUACAACAGGCUUCCAGAAAUCUGUAAAAUAAAUUUGUAGGUUCUAAGCUGCUUUUAGACUUCCAUGAAAGUCAGUAUUUGUGAGAAGCCACACAGAACAAAUACUAUACAGAGAUAUGCUUUAUCUUCUUGGUUAAAUCAUAAAAAUGUUGUGCCAAAAGGAAGUAAUCAAUAAACUAACCUGUGACAUAUACAGGGAUUUUUUUAAAAA
Messenger RNA from Rhineura floridana, 3017 nucleotides. Its product is annotated as solute carrier family 23 member 1-like. Gene Ontology annotation, molecular function: oxidoreductase activity, acting on paired donors, with incorporation or reduction of molecular oxygen; transmembrane transporter activity; iron ion binding. Lineage: Eukaryota; Metazoa; Chordata; Lepidosauria; Squamata; Rhineuridae. The transcript has 14 exons. The record is from RefSeq and is a predicted model, not a curated record. Gene Ontology annotation, cellular component: membrane. Gene Ontology annotation, biological process: transmembrane transport. The coding region runs from base 270 to 2141 and encodes 623 amino acids.